Molecule: messenger RNA, 1133 nt
Organism: Drosophila ficusphila
Lineage: Eukaryota; Metazoa; Arthropoda; Insecta; Diptera; Drosophilidae
Gene: Prosalpha6T
Product: proteasome subunit alpha type-1
Exons: 1
Coding region: 112-972 (286 amino acids)
Biological process (GO): ubiquitin-dependent protein catabolic process
Cellular component (GO): nucleus; proteasome core complex; proteasome core complex, alpha-subunit complex
Source: RefSeq, a predicted model, not a curated record
UUUUACAUUCAAACUGAACAAAGUUCUUACUAUCAUUUUAAAAAGAAUUUAUUUAUAGAACACAUACAUAUUUAAAGGAAUUAUUUCAAGAGCUAAAUCCAUACCAGAACAAUGUUCCGGAAUCAGUAUGAUAGCGACACGACGGUGUGGAGUCCACAAGGUCGCCUCUUCCAGGUGGAGUACGCCAUGGAGGCGGUGAAACAGGGAGCUGCAACCGUGGGACUAAAGAGCUCCGAUUACGCUGUGCUCAUUGCUCUUUGCCGAUCAUCGAAGGACACAAACACUCUCCAAAGGAAGAUAAUGCCGGUGGAUUCGCACGUGGGCAUGUCGAUAGCUGGUUUAACCGCAGAUGCUCGUCAGGUUUGCCAGUACAUAAGAACCGAGUGCAUGUCCUACCGGCAUUCCUACGAUUCCGAGUAUCCAAUUCGCAGAUUGGUGGCCAAUCUGGGAAAUAAACUACAAGCCACCACUCAGCGCUACGAUCGUCGUCCUUAUGGCGUUGGCAUGUUGGUGGCGGGAUACGAUGAGCAGGGUCCUCAUAUUUACCAGGUGAUGCCCACCGCCAAUGUCCUCAAUUGCAAGGCGAUGGCUAUUGGAUCUCGUUCUCAGAGUGCUCGAACCUAUUUGGAGCGGCACAUGGAGAGCUUCGAGAGCUCCAGCAAGGACGAACUCAUUUGCCAUGGAAUUCAGGCCAUUCGAGGUGCUUUAGGCCACGAAGAUAGCUCCACUCUGACUAUUAAUGUAGCCAUCGUGGGCAAGGAUGUGCCCUUCACAACAUUCACGGAUAAUCAGAACAGGGUUUACCUCAACAUGGCCAAGGUUCAGGGUGAUCCUUUGUCAGGAGAAGAAGAUAUUUUCUCCGAUGAGGGAAUGAGCGAUGAUGACCUGAUGGACCAGGGACCAAGUGGCAGUGGAAUGCCGGCCGAGGAUGCAGCUGAUGUGAAUUCUAGUCCCUCCACUGGUGGCAUUUGAAAUCUAUUCCAGUAGAAGCAGGAGCUCUCGCAAAGUAAACUAAAUUUGUUGUUUUUUGUUUUUAAUGUUAUUAAAGUUUUAUGAAAUAUAAAAACACGAGGUAUUAAUUACUAAGAUAUACGAGAAGAACCACAAUUUUUAAUUUAAUUUAACACAGGCAG